UUCACGGCGUUGAACUGUUCCGAUUGCCAGUCUGCUAAAAUCUGUCGACUAGACUACAACAGAGAAUUUUAAAUAUGAUUAAAAAGUUAAUAUUUAGUCUGUUAGUGCUACACAUAUGUGCUGUUUUGGGUGAUGGUUUAUGUAAGGAUUGUAUGGAAUAUACCAAAUGCAAGGCGGCAUUUGAUCACGCGACCUUAAAGCAAGACAAUGAAACACUGCAAUUGUUUUCCAAAGCUUAUUGCGGCGUGGUAUAUGAAAAUGGGCAAAUGGUAAAGAAGGUACAGGUAUGCUGUUCCAGUUUUCCACCGCUUGAGAUGCCUUCGAUAGACAGCAGUAAUGGAAUUAGCAAAGAUCACCUUCUACCAGAAACGUGUGGAAGUAUUUUAGGAAAUCGUAUCGUUGGAGGCAAAUACGCUAGACUCUAUGAAUUUCCAUGGAUGGCGAUUAUCUUCUAUAUCACAAGCUCUGGUCCGCAACGUGAAUGUUCAGGGUCAAUUAUUAAUUCAAAAUACAUCUUGACUGCUGCUCACUGCGUUGUCAACAAAGAUAUUGCAGGAGUGAGAAUUGGAGAAUACGAUGUCAGUAGAGAUGAUGACUGCGACUAUCAACCUGGCGUAUCUUCUGUCUGUGAGAAACAUAUUCAGGACAUGUAUGUAGAAUUGGCAAUACCCCAUAGCAAAUAUCGCCAGGUGCCACCGGAAAAUGACAUUGCUUUGCUGAGAGUGGAAGGCGAGAUCGACUUUAAUCAUCCUAACGUUGAACCAAUUUGUCUACCAAUAACACCUGAACUUCAAAAUAAGGAUUUGGACUAUAAGACUGGGACAGUGGCUGGCUGGGGCGUGACGGACAUUAUCCUCGGCAAAGAGGCUACAAAAUUGAUGAAAGUCGAUAUUCCUGUAAAAUCCAACAAAUAUUGCAAGUGUUACUAUAGAAAUAUGGCAAACCAAGAUAGGCGUUUUAAGAGAGAUAUGAAGAAUCAGUUUUGUGCGGGAAAAUUGGCGAAGGACUCGUGCAGUGGAGACUCUGGUGGUCCAUUUAUGAUUAAAGACAUCUAUAAAGACGCGAGCCGCUAUGUUCAAUAUGGAGUCGUUUCUUUUGGACCUACCAAAUGCGGUUCUGCAAAACCAGGCUUUUACACUGAUGUAUCGAAAUUUGUGAAUUGGAUACUCGAUAAUAUUACAGAUUAGAUGUAUAUUAGUUCCAAAACAAAGAAACGGUCUAAAAUAAACGAGAUCAAUAUACCUAUAUUUAUAAUAAAGGUAUUAUGAA
Molecule: messenger RNA, 1269 nt
Organism: Pieris rapae (cabbage white)
Lineage: Eukaryota; Metazoa; Arthropoda; Insecta; Lepidoptera; Pieridae
Product: venom protease
Exons: 6
Coding region: 75-1187 (370 amino acids)
Biological process (GO): proteolysis
Molecular function (GO): serine-type endopeptidase activity
Source: RefSeq, a predicted model, not a curated record